GUUAUGUUGCCUUUGUCUAUUGUGCAACUCAAACCUACACUUAUUCUUGAGACCCUUAAUCAUCACAACACACUCUUUGUGGAGAAAAGAAACACCAAGUAAUGGCAACACAAGCUCUUCUUUCAUCAUCUCUUGCUUCCUCUGUUGAGACUGCUAGGCAAAUUCUAGGAGCAAGAUCCCUUCAAUCCCCAAUUGGGUCCUCAAGAAAAACAUCCUUUGUUGUUAGGGCAGCCUCUACUCCCCCUGUUAAGCAAGGAGCUGACAGACCCUUGUGGUUUGCUUCCAGACAAAGCCUUUCAUACUUGGAUGGCAGCCUGCCAGGAGACUACGGGUUUGACCCACUUGGACUUUCGGACCCAGAAGGCGCAGGAGUGUUUUUUGAGCCCAAAUGGCUAGCCUAUGGAGAGGUCAUUAACGGGCGGUAUGCCAUGUUGGGUGCAGUUGGCGCUAUUGCACCAGAAAUUCUUGGUAAAGCUGGUCUUAUUCCACCAGAGACAGCUCUCCCUUGGUUCAAAACAGGUGUGAUACCACCAGCUGGAACAUAUGACUAUUGGGCUGACCCAUACACACUCUUUGUUCUGGAAAUGGGUCUCAUGGGCUUCGCCGAACACAGAAGAUAUCAGGACUGGGCCAAUCCCGGAUGCCUGUCCAAGCAAUAUUUCUUGGGACUUGAGAAAUAUUUUGUUGGGACUGGAAAUCCGAUCUACCCGGGAGGCCCAUUGUUUAACCCUCUAGGCCUUGGGAAAGAUGAGAAGUCAAUGAAGGAUUUGAGGCUCAAGGAAGUGAAGAACGGAAGAUUGGCAAUGCUGGCAAUUUUGGGAUACUUCAUUCAAGGGCUUGUUACAGGAGUUGGGCCAUACCAAAACCUGUUGGAUCACUUGGCUGAUCCUGUCCACAACAACCUACUGACUAGCCUUAAAUUCCACUAGAGAGUUUGCUUGUUUAAUCCUUGGAAUCAUCCAAGUCACCCCAUCUUUAUUGCCAUGGCUCCUUUGUCUUGUAAAAUCAUGUGAAAAGUUAUUGUAAUUCUGCAGAAAUGACAUGUUAAUUGCCAAACAAA
This is a messenger RNA of Mangifera indica (mango), 1060 nucleotides long. Its product is annotated as photosystem I chlorophyll a/b-binding protein 3-1, chloroplastic. Gene Ontology annotation, cellular component: chloroplast thylakoid membrane; plastoglobule. The record is from RefSeq and is a predicted model, not a curated record. Gene Ontology annotation, biological process: response to light stimulus; photosynthesis, light harvesting in photosystem I. NCBI's taxonomy places the organism in Eukaryota, Viridiplantae, Streptophyta, Magnoliopsida, Sapindales, Anacardiaceae. The transcript has 3 exons. The coding region runs from base 102 to 929 and encodes 275 amino acids.